AUUUUCCUUUUCGACGGGCACGGACGUGUAAGGUUUUGUGUCCGCGUAGCUCGGACUGUGGCCCUAUCUGCAUGCCAGUGCCCUUCGGCGGCUUGCAGCUUAGACGAAAUGUACUUUUAAUUCAUGUAUUUGUGUGGAACGGAAGAAAAAUCUCCCCCUCCCGGGACAGAGGAAGGGUAACCCGUGGCUUGUGAUAUGGUCCUUCUUCGCCGUCAUUUGAUGUUGUGUUGUCUGUGUGUACUUUAAAAAAUAUGUAUUUUUUUGUGUGAAACGUGCAAUAGAACGGGUGAUUUUCGCUGGCGAAAGUCUCUACCCUUCCCGUAAACAUUCCGAACGGCGACGGCAAUAAACCUAGAGGGAAGGUAACGGUGUUUCAAUCGCAAUCAAUCAGUAGGCGUUUGUUUUCUCCACGAGUCAACCGAACCGAGGCCGCUUGCCCUGGGAGGGCAGGUAGUGUUCGUUCCAUGGUAGCCGUCGGGAUCGUUCGGUCAGGAUGGGCAACGAACCGCCAAAACCCGGAACGGAUGACGCGAAUGAGACGGAGGCAGAGCAGGCGGAGUACUGCGGGCUGUCGACGACGGUGGCGUUGCAGCGCCUGCACGACGACAUCGAGACGCUGCUGAGCGGGUACGAGGAGCGGUUCGGGCGCCUAUCUUGGCUGGCGAAGAUUCGCUCGACGUUCGCGGACGACAGUGCGACCAGCCCGCUCGGCUGGUUCCCGACACUGGUCACCGUUGCCUGCGUCCUGUCGCUGGCUUCCACUGGGUACCACUGCUCGGCUGGCCUGUUGCUCGCCCUGUUGCUGCUUACCGUGGCGGUGGUGGUGCGCGAGAACAACCUGCGCAAGACGGAAAUCUACCGGAAGGUGCGGACGGUACUGCACGAGAUCCGGCUUGGGGCGGAGCUGUGCGCCGACUGGACGAUCGAGAACUAUCCGCACCUGUGCAGCCCACUGUCGCCGUGCGUCACGCUCCAGUGGACGUACCGGGAUGGGCGCGUGGUAAACUUACCCUGGGCACUGCUCGUGCGCGGUGACCACAUCGUGAUGCGGCCGGGCCAGGUGUCGCCCGGCACGUGCACCGAGGUGCGUGGCAGGCGACGCUUCAAGUGCGGCGAAACGUAUGGUCUGCAGCAGCCGACCGAGCAGCCGGUGCGGCCGAUUGCCCGCUCACCCCUACCCGACCUGGUGUGUGUCGUCGAGGCGACGCCCUACCUCGACAUACUGCGCAAGUCGCUCGACUGCUUCCUCGAUCGGCCGCGCACCAUCAUCAAUCAGCAGCGCGAGCUUCUCGUCUCGCACUGCCUGCAGCGCUGGGGCUUCGGGCUCGUCCUGCUGCUGACCGGCUCGGUCGGGCUGCUGCGCAACGUCGGGCUCUACUUCGCCGGCAAGCUGCCGACUGACUGGAUGAACGUCUGCCUGCUCAACCCGACCGCGGCCGUACUGCCACUGCUGCCACUGAUCUUUCCGCUGCUCUGGGUAGCGAUCAACCUAUGGGGUGUCGCGCGCCUCGAAACCCUCCUCUCGAUCCCACAGGCCGUCAUCUGUGCCCAGGCGCAGAAGUCCUUCCAGGAGGAUCUCGAUACGCCCACCUGCGAUCUCGACCACGUCAAGCUGCCACGCCGAACCGUGUUCUUCUACUGGUGGCAGCUGAUCAAGGGCCGCUCGGAGCUGCUCGGUCGCAGCGCCAGCGUCGUGCAGGUGCUCGGUACCAUUACGGCACUCUGCUGCGUCGACAAAAAGGGCAUUCUAUCGUGGCCGAACCCGACCGCUGAGAAGGUUUUCUUCCUGCGGAACGCCCGCGAAGGCGAAAACACUGCCGGCGACCAGUCCGACCAGAGUAGCCUCAACUCGCAGUGCUGCCAGGAACAUUACCAUCCACUAUCACAUAUAAUCGAGCUGAGCUCCCAGAAGGAACCGAUGGGGGCCAUCGCAGAAGUACUCGAUCUAACGCACGAUCAACACAGCCCGUUCAAGCUCGAAUUCGACGACCACGAUUUCAAGAACCACCUUACGUCGCUGAAGCCUCUCGGGCUUGCCAUCCUGGUGAACACCUGCUGCCCGUUGACGCAAGCGCACUAUGCCAAGUUCUGCGGCCACGUGACGGCAGCUGCGAUGCUCGACAAGGAUCUAGUUCCGGUCACCAAUCGGUAUGCGAUUGUUGAGUCGAGUUUGAAUUGCUUUAUGCAUGGCCGGUGCCUGUGUGAGCUGGCGAAGCAGAUCGGGUUUUUGCCGCAGGCCCGCGACAUCUUCCAGCUGGAGGGGCAGAUAUCGAGCUACCGGCAUCUGCAACCGGACGUGGUGCGGCGCGACAUCCGGUUCGCUCGUUCGCUCCAGCUGGCGACGAAGGUGAAGGUGCCGUUUCCGCACUCGCUGUCGGUGGUGAUGCGCGAGAUCAACAACGGUUCGCUGCAGCUGCUGACCCAGGGCACGGCCGACAUCGUGCUGGACUGCUGCGACGACUACUGGGACGGGCACGAUCUGCAGCCGCUGACGGAGAAGGAGCGCAAGCGGGCGCAGGACUUCUACCAGCGCUCGGCCCUGACGGCGUACUGCACCGCCUUUGCCUACCGGCCGCUGCGCCACGGUAUCCGGGGCGCCCUGUCCGGGGGCCAGCGGGACGGCAACAUCGCCUACCUGGAGCUGCCACCGGAGAGCAAGCACCGGCGCGAUGCAGCGCUCUACCAGCUUCCGCACCGGCCGCAUCAGCAUCCGCAGCGCGAAAACUACAGUGACCUGCUCGUGGACGCACUCGGCGGUGGCGGCGGGGGCUUCGGCGGUGGCCACGGCGACGGGGGCGAAGGUGCCGGCGAUGGAAAAGCCGGACCGGGAGCGCGGUGCGAUACGGGUUGCGGCGGAGAACAGCACGGAGGUGGUGCGGCAGGUGCCCCGCUGGCACACCACUCCAUCUCCACCGACUCGCUGCUGUUUACCGACAAUCGGGACGACGACAUCUCAGAUGUGGACGGGUGCUACCGUAUGCAGUGCCAUCAGGUGUUCAUCGGCAUGGUGACGAUGCAGUACCAGGCGCAGACGGACAUUGUACAGCUGAUCGAGCGGCUCGAGCGCGCUUGCAUUCGCUUCGUGCACUUCAGCAAGGAGAACGAGCUGCGGUCGCGUGUGUUUUCCGAGAAGAUGGGCCUGGAGAGUGGCUGGAAUUGUCAUAUCUCGCUGCUGAGCGACGCCUCGGACAGCCGCGCCUCGUCGCCGUCACCGUCGCCGUCCCCUACGCCGACUCCGACGCCCACGCCGACCCCCGGCGAGCGCAACCAUCUGCUGCAGCCGACGACGACGACGACGACGACGACGACGCUGACGCCUGGAACGGGAACUUCGCUGGAGGCAACGCGAGCGCUGAGUUCGUCGGCACCGUGCGCUAUUUCGCAGCCGGCCCCCGCUGUUUCCCCGGCGACGGUGGCGGAGCCGGUCCCUGCCGAUGGCACGACGGCGCCGACCGUCAGUUGGCAGGAGGCGGGCCAGCAGCAAGGGCAGGGUGGACAGCAGGGACACUGCCGAUCGCUGAGCUGCCUCACCGACAGCACCGAGCAGAGCGCACCGAUCAACUUCGACAUGUCGAACCGGGCGAAGCUGCCGCGCGGCAUCGAGAACAUCCGGCCGCACCUGGAGAACGUGGACAACGUGCCGCUGCUGGUGUCGCUGUUCACCGACUGCUCGGCGGAGGCGACGCGCGAGAUGCUGCGCAUCAUGCAGCAGUACGGCGAGAUCGUCGUCUGCCUCGGCUCGUCCGCCUCCAACUCCAACUCGGAGAUCUUCCUGCAGGGCGACUGCUCGAUCGCGAUCGAGCCGCUCUACCCGCAGGUGUGCCAGGAGUACCCGGCGUACAGCGAGUCGAACAUCUACAACAACCGGGCGGGCGCGCGGUCGGCCGGUGCCCGGACGGCGCUGGCGGCGGGCCGCCUGCCGGACCGGUGCGCCACCAUCUCGCCGGUCUACCUCAGCCGCAUCCUCAACUCGAUCGCCUGCUCGAUCGCGACCUGCCGCGACGAUCCGAUUUCGGUCGUGGCCGUGAUCGAGCUGUCGCGCCGCUUCAUGGCCGGCCUGUGGAGCUGCGUGCAGUUCUGGGCGUGCUGCGGGGCCUCGCUGGCGAUCAUGAACACCGUCACCGCGUGCCUCUCGCUGCCGCCGAUGAUCGUGCCGCUGCACGCGCUCUACCUGAUGUGCGUGGUCGUGCCGCUGGUCGCGCUGACGCUGCUGCGCGUCGAGCCGGACCCGGCGCUGAUGAAGCGCGCCACCGGCAAGAAGCAGAAGACGCUCAGCUCCCGGCUGGUGCUGUUCGUGCUGUGGUGCUACGGCUUCAAGUUCGCGCUCGCCAUCGCCGUGCUGGUGCUCGCCUACUGCACCUUCCUGUCGCACCCGAUCGAGCUGUUUGCCGGCGGCGGUGUUGACGGUGUUGGCGGCGUCGACGGUGGUGACCUUCUUCGGGUCGGCGCCGACCACCGGGCGGGACAUCAGCAGACCGUCGGCGGCGUGCUGGUGCGCGGGGAGCAGGCGCUCGCCGGCGACCUGCAUGUCGCCCGGUCCUUCAUCCUGCUCGGCACCGUGCUGCACUUCGUCACCAUCUCGGCAUCGUUCGUGCACCGCGACCACAACUGCUUCCGGCGCAGCCCGCUCAGCAACCUCUGCUGGGUGUCGGUGGUCGCGCUCAUCCUUCUGGUGCACCUGGCGCUCGCCGUUGUCCAGCUGCUCACCGACGACUACCUCUGGCAGGAGAUGGAGCGCGUCUGGCCGAUCGUACUCUGCAUCGUGCUGAUGGCGAUCGCCACCUUCCUGGCGAGCGAGAUCUUCAAGUGGGAGGAAAUCAAGGUCAACAGUCGCUACAUUCGCCGGGCGCGGCUCGACUUCGGCACCAAGCUCGGCAUGAACUCGCCAUUCUAACACGCUACCAGCGACAAGCCGUAUAUGUUGUGUGUGUGUGUGUAUGUGUGGUCGGAACUACAAAUGUGCAAUUGUCGGUGUUCGACGCCCUCUAGCUGUAGUGCAAUACUUUACCCACAUAGCCCCUUUCAAUAUCGCAUUAGAUUAGCAGUUUAGUUAGCUCUGUGUAUAGAUUAGUUAUAGUUUAGUUUAUUGUUUAGUUAGCUCCGUGUAUAGAUUGCUGCAAAAGGAAGGAGAAGUCGGUAGGGUUUUCCGUUGGUUUUAUUAUACAUACUAUUACUU
This is a messenger RNA of Anopheles coustani, 5176 nucleotides long. RefSeq names its product transmembrane protein 94. The record is from RefSeq and is a predicted model, not a curated record. The transcript is spliced from 10 exons. Gene Ontology annotation, molecular function: nucleotide binding. Bases 494 to 4894 code for a protein of 1466 amino acids. NCBI's taxonomy places the organism in Eukaryota, Metazoa, Arthropoda, Insecta, Diptera, Culicidae.